Paramisgurnus dabryanus is the source of this 1835-nucleotide messenger RNA. RefSeq lists its product as uncharacterized. NCBI's taxonomy places the organism in Eukaryota, Metazoa, Chordata, Actinopteri, Cypriniformes, Cobitidae. Gene Ontology annotation, biological process: regulation of gene expression. Gene Ontology annotation, cellular component: nucleus. The record is from RefSeq and is a predicted model, not a curated record.
GUAAGUGUUAAAAGUAUCUUAUAUUUAGCGGAAAAGGGACAAGGAGCAAGUUAUUUUUUUGACUAUUUAAAAGAAACUGGACUGGAUAAGAGAAUUUAGGAGGAGACAAGUAUGAGCAGAAGAUGGCAGUAGUGCAACAAACUGGAUGCAAGCUGCCGCUAAACACCAAAGAAGAAGAAGAAGAAGAAUACGAAAUGCGUAAUUUAAAAUUAGCGCGUCUUUAAUUUGUCAUUGCGCUCAUCGGAAUCGUUUUAAUAGUUUAACGUUAAAUGUCAUGAUGGUUAUGGCAGAGAGGAGAGCGCGUGUUUUCCACGACCGGGUGAAAGUUUUGCUGGAGGUUCUGCUGUGUGAAAUCACAGAAGCGUACAGAGAGAGUUUGUGCCUUACACCCUGUGAGGAAUGUUCCUUCAAUAAUCCAGCAGAGGACAUUGAGGGGUGCAGAGACGGAGCAGGAUCGGAAGAGUCCCAGUCAUUUACAGAUCAGCUAUACAGAAACACAGUAUAUCCACUGCAGACAAUGUUCAUUGGAGUUCAGGGAGUAAUGGAGGCCGCACUGAACCAAUCAGAGCCCCCGAAAGAGCUCCGUUCAAUUUUAGUUCAGUCAGAACAGAGAGAAAUCCAGCUGUCAUCUGUAGAAGAAAAGGUUAAAAUAACUAUAUUACCAGCCAAUGACUCUGACAUUUCAAGCACGCUCUUUGGAAAGUCGGAAGAGGAGGAAUCCUUUCAGACUGUUGAUCAGCAAGAAGCACCAGACACAGAUGAAGACAAACUCACACUGGACAUUAAACUUGAGAUUAAAGACACAGCUGUAACAGAAGAUGAAGAUGUGACACUGCUUGUACUGAAGGAGGAUGAUGUGGAAGAGGAAAUUCAAACAUUUCAAAUUUCAGGAGCCCAUACAGAAACUGAGAGUUUAGUGGAAGGUGAAACUGAAGUGAAGCGUGGGGAGAUUGAGGAAUGUAAAACGCCGGAGUUGGACCGGAUCAGAUCUACUAAUGCACAUCAAGAGCUCUCUUGUUUGUCAUCUUGUGUCCAGAAACCGUCGUCGUCUUUGUUCGAGUGUGAACUGGGCACGUUUCCCGAGCUCAAACCCUGCUCUGUAAAGCUCCAGAUGGUCCAAAUACUUCAGAAAGCCAGCAGUUGGUCUAGCCUGUUCCAUGUUUGUAGCUUCUGUACCAAAAUCUUUCUAUACAAGAAACGUCUGAGACGACACCUGCGUUUACACACGGGCGAGAGACCUCACAGCUGCUCGCUCUGUCCCAAAACCUUUAUCCUACGCAAGACCCUUCGUAAACACAAGAGGAUACACUUCCAGAGACCGUACAGCUGCACGCAGUGUGGUAAUCGAUACAGACACUGGAAAAAACUCAGAAUCCAUUGGCGCUCCCAUGCCGGAGAGAGUCCGUUUGUGUGUUCCCACUGUGGAAAAUGCUACAGGACCCUGAAAAUCCUCGACCAGCACCUUACUUACAAGAACCAUGACUGACCGACUAAUCGUGACCGAUCAUUUGUUUGUUCUAAAGGUUUACACUAGCAGUGUAUUUUGUGUCUGUGAAUACUGCAGUAUUUUUUAUUUGGUUGUACUAAAAGCAAAUAAUGUAAAGUUUGGGUUGUAUCAGUUAUGUUGUGUGAUCUUUUAAUCACAAAUAAUGACCUGCAGGAGUAUAAAUGGUAUUCUGUUUUUGCAAAUACAUUCUGUAUCAAGGAAAUCUGCAAUAUUUAAUUUCUGGUUUCAUUUUCAAGGAAUGAAAAUCACGUAAUGGUCAUAGAGUUUGCCUACAUGGAGAGAAUUACAGUAUUAUACUGAAAUAAAGUUCAUCAUAGUUCAACAUAAA